Molecule: messenger RNA, 2470 nt
Organism: Cannabis sativa
Lineage: Eukaryota; Viridiplantae; Streptophyta; Magnoliopsida; Rosales; Cannabaceae
Exons: 1
Coding region: 674-2143 (489 amino acids)
Source: RefSeq, a predicted model, not a curated record
UAAAUAAAUUGAAGAUAAUAUUAUUUUGUUAAAUUAAAAUUUGACUUGCAAUAAUGAGCUUGAUGGGAUGAAUAUAAUUGAAUAUUGUUAAAAUUAUAAAAGGUAUACACAGAUAUUUAAAAAGAAAUAUAAAAAGUAUAAUAGUUAUAUAUACAAUAAACAUUUUUGCAACUUUGUUCCUCAAAGAUAAAAUUACUGAUAAGACAUGUUUGGCUAUGUGUUAAUUAAAAACAGAACACUGGGCCAAUCAUUAUAUAUAUUUUAAAUAAGAGUCUCUUUAAAUAAUGUCAUCACAUAGACAUCCAUAAAAAAAAUCCCCAAACAAACAAAGAAUAAAUAAAUUAUUUAAUUAAAUAGAAAGAAAUAAAAUAAUCCCAUGACGUUAAAAUGACUAAAAUAAAGAGGCUAACAUUAGCAGGAACCACCUAAGCAAGGAAAUGCAUGAACCCAACCCCAACCCCAACUUGGACACAAACUAAAGAGAGAGAACAUCUCAGCCCCAACUCCUAUAUAUAUGUCCUCACUAUCCUCUCAUUUUACUCACUACUCACUCCCCCUCACUUCCAAGAGCGAGAGCGAGAGAGAGUGAAACACUUAUACAUAUAUAAUUAUCCCACAUCGAUAGCGAACUCCAAAUCAAACACCUUCUCCACUAUAAAAGAAAGAAAAGAAAAUGCCUUCUUCUUUUUGUGCCGAUCAAGUUAAGAUGAUCUCCAACUGCACCGUCUUCCCCGAUGAAAAGUCAACAAUGGAAGACCUCAAACUCUCUGUCUCCGACCUUCCUAUGCUCUCCUGUCAUUACAUCCAGAAGGGUUGCCUUUUCACUCGUCCUCCAUUCCCGACGGACUCCGUAAUCGAGCUUCUUAAGCAAGGUCUAUCUCAAACACUCUCUCGAUUUCCCCCUCUCGCCGGGAGGAUGACGACAGAUUCCGAUGGUCACGUUUUCAUCACGUGCAACGACGCUGGUGUCGACUUCAUCCAUGCUAAUGCUGGGCAAUUAUUCGUCCGGGAUGUUCUGGGAGCCACCCAGGUGCCAGAUUGCUUCAAGGAGUUCUUCACCUUCGAUAGGACUGUCAGCUACAUGGGUCAUUUCAAGCCCAUCUUGGCCGUACAGGUAACUGAGCUAGCCGACGGGAUCUUCAUCGGUUGCUCUGUUAAUCACUCCGUUAUGGACGGAACCUCGUUCUGGAACUUCUUCAACAUCUUCGCCGACGUCUGUAGAGGCGCGAAGAGGAUAACUCGGCCUCAGCCGGAUUUCACCCGGGACUCAAUUCUUAUUUCACCGGCGGUUCUGAAAUUGCCGGAAGGUGGGCCCAAGGUCACCUUCAAUGCCGACGCGCCAUUGAGGGAGCGAAUCUUCAGUUUCAGUAGAGAAGCGAUUUUGAAACUGAAAGACGUUACGAACAAAAACAGCACUAAAAACGUUGAUUGCCAGCUCAGCGCGGUUGAGAUUUUGGGGAAGCUGAGCAACGACACGUUCGGACAAAACGAUAACAAUAAUGGGACUAAAGUCACAUCCAUCAUUGAGAAUUGGCUAAAAACGUCAGUUUUGACACCGACCGAUUCUACCAAAACGACGAUUGAGAUUUCGUCGUUUCAAUCACUCUGCGCACUCCUCUGGCGCGCGGUUACACGUGCUAGGAAGUUGCCUAUCUCGAAAACGACAACGUUUAGAAUGGCGGUCAAUUGUCGCCACAGGCUUCAGCCCAAGUUGGAUCCAUUCUACUUUGGAAACGCAAUACAGAGCGUUCCCACUUACGCGUCAGCCGGGGACGUAUUGUCUAGGGAUCUACGCUGGUGCGCGGAGCAGAUGAACACAAACUUGAAGGCCCACGAUAGCGGAAUGGUGCGCCGCUUCGUAGAGGAAUGGGAAAGCAACCCCAGGUGUUUCCCGCUUGGAAACCCCGAUGGCGCAUCGAUCACUAUGGGUAGCUCCCCGAGAUUCCCUAUGUACGACAACGAUUUUGGGUGGGGACGACCUCUCGCGGUUCGGAGUGGCCGGGCUAACAAAUUCGACGGUAAGAUCUCGGCGUUUCCAGGAAGAGAAGGAUCGGGGACCGUUGAUCUUGAGGUGGUUUUGUCGCCUGAAACCAUGGCGGCUUUGGAGUCAGAUUCGGAGUUCAUGCAGUACGUAUCAAGCUAGAUUAAGUGACUUCUCUCUCUCUCUCUCUAUGGGUUAGUGGUGUUUGACUUAGUUUAAGAGUGGUUUUUUUGGAGAACGAUGAAGGGGUAGUAAUCGGAUGCGACAUGGUUCAAUGGUUCUUUUGUGUGUACACAUUGUAGAUGAUGACGUGUAUUAUGUAAGGACCGUUUGAUUUCCUGCUUUGGGGUAAUACUGUGUAUUUAGUAAUUAAAAUAAGGAUGUGUUGGACGGUGUUGAUUUGGUCCUGGUGGGUUGGGGGAUGUUUCUACUUUUUGUGACAUAAUUUUCUACUUUUAAAUAUAAUCAAGUCGUUUUGUUCUGCUAUUA